Messenger RNA from Ruditapes philippinarum (Manila clam), 9097 nucleotides. RefSeq lists its product as uncharacterized. Lineage: Eukaryota; Metazoa; Mollusca; Bivalvia; Venerida; Veneridae. Gene Ontology annotation, molecular function: protein binding. The record is from RefSeq and is a predicted model, not a curated record.
GAAGAUUUAACCAGUUGAAUACAGUUUGUGCAUACUAAUAGAUGGAUUUGUAAAAUGAUUGUUGGCACGAUCAUUCUAUUGUUUUGCUGUGUAACAACAAUUGAUUGCUGCAUGCCUUUCACCUACGGUUCCUGGCAUGAAUGGACAAGUUGUACCCGAUCAUGCGCCGGUGGCACACGUAAACGUGUCAGAUAUUCAUGUGUGAGAAGCGAUGAAGAUUGGCAGGAUGAGAAAUGCAAUCAAUUUUGUUACAACGGUGGCAAGAAUCUUUGGUUAGGUUACUGUCAAUGCAGCAACUGGAGAUCUGGACCUUGUUGUCAAGAUUGUAAGAAAAUUGAUUUACCACAUUGCAAAAGUGGACGACAGGAGUGUGGGGGAUACCCUGAUAAUGUGAAGUGCAGCGAGUGUGAUAAACCUUAUUAUGCUGCUGGAUGGGGGAAUGGUUGCCUUGUAUGUCCCACAAUAGCACAGUGUACAGACCGGCAUUGCACAAACAGAGAUAAUACCCGGUGUGAAUCGUGUACUUACAACGGUAUUCUCUUCAAACCUACGCCUGACAAGACUGGAUGUGAAAGGGUGUGCGCAUGGGACAAGCAAAAUUGCUGGCCCGGUGAAUGUGGCGAUGGACUAACUCGAAAUUGCAUCUGUGCUCAGGGCUUUCAUAAGUAUUCUGGCCCUGGAGAAACAUCAUGUCAGCUUGAUGAGACGAAUACGCCUUCAAUAACCAAGUGUUUCACAACUAUAUUUAAAACUGGUGGCAAAGGAAAACAAACGCAUGAGUCCAAAUGUGCAGAUGUCAAAGAUUUUUAUGGAAAUUUUCAGCCACAACAACUCCGUUAUGAUUUGACUGCACACUUUCGAAUCGACUUAAAAAAUAUAACAACUAUAACUAAACCGUUCAUCAAGCAGACUAAAUUUGGCGUCACUGAUGUCACAAUAUCAGUUUUAAAAGAACAAAUCACAGGUACAAGACAGAAAGUGGUCGGAAAGGAAAUUUUGACUGACAAAUCAUUUGGUAUGGACGCUAUUGAUACGUUCUUCCAGAAUGACACAUUGAGUUUUAACGUUAUAUUACAAGAUGGCGAAAGAUUAUGUACGAAGUAUGAGGCCAAUGGUGGUGGAUACCUUAAAACAGUUGACAUCCGGAGUGUUCACAUAGUAAAAGGUCCUUAUUCGUACAGAAAAACAAAAAGUAGUCAAACGGUAUGUUAUAGGUAUGAUGAUUCGAGUCCUCGGCAUUGUUCACUUACAGGAAAUUGUUCUGCCAUGCACAUUAAACCACUUGAAAUUUCAAACAUCAUUACACGGUCUAGAAAUAUAACUGUUGACUUCCUAGGAUGGAUAGAUCCAAUACCUCUACAUGGGAAACCCGAUCAUGCAUCAGGAGUUGAAUCAUAUCUUAUAACGGUUCAUGAAGUUGUAGACGGGUUACCCGAUCGCUCUCAUAUAAUGCGCAAGAUGUUGAAUGUUUCUCAAACGGGAACGUUACUUACACUGCCAUCAAAUUCUCCAAGGCUUUAUUGUAUCAAAUUAGAAGUAAAAGAUGUAGCUGAAAAUAUUCAACAAGCAAGGCGAUUUGUUCUUUAUGAUAAUAAUUCAACUAUAUCUGUGAAUUCAGUUACUGGUUCCUUCAAAGUAAAUUCAGCAAUUGAGAAAAAUAAACGUGCAUGGCAAACAAACCACGAAAAAAUAUGUCUGAACUGGAAUUCGUAUUUUGUUAAUACUGAAUACAAUAAGAGUGUGUUAGGACCAAUUAAACGAGAUAGCCUUAUUUCAAAUCAUUACGAUCAAACGACUGGCCAGUUGCCAAUAUCAGGAACACAAAAUGUAUUUGGCAUUGUUAAAUACUGGUUUUCAUCGAAUUUAGAUAACGGAACGCAAUCAGAAGAAAUUUUGGUACCGAACUUUACUAAUCAAACAUUUUGUCAGAGUUUUAACUUGAAAGAUGGACAGACAUACGCUCUGAGAAUAAGAGCGGUUGAUAUACUUAACAAUACCUUCAGUGAUAGCAGAAUUGUUCAUAUUGACAGAACACCACCCCAUAUUCAUGAUAUUGGUCUUCUGAAAAAUGGAAAUUUGCGCCUGUUUGUCCAUGAUCAAACUGAUUUGUCAUAUAUGAAACUAGCCUUUGCAGCAUUAGAUCCUCACAGUGGACUGUUGAACAUUGAAUGGUGGUUUGGCGUGUCUGAUUUUGGCGCACAUUUAGGUCACGGUACCUUAAAACCAAACAAGAAGGAUGGUUGUCCGUUGCGAUUGCGAGAAUGCUAUUGUCCGGAUGUUGGAGAAUGUGAGAUGUACAAUUACACCUUUUCCAUGAACACGCUUAUAAACAGCAGCACAAACGUUGGCAAUCAUAACCGGAACUACUUUUUUACCGUGAAAGUUACAAACAACGCCGGUCUUUCCAACAUAGAACAUUUAGAUAUACUUGUUGAUGAUUCUGCUCCCGAGAAAGGAGUUAUAUAUGAAGGUGCAGCUGGCAAUCCUGAUAUAGAUUAUACAAGUGAUACGAGUUUUAUUGUGCGAUGGCACGGCUUUAUUGAUCAUGAGAGUGGCAUCAAAGAAUACAGAGUUGGUCUUUCGGAUGCAUGCGUAGAAAAGGACGAACUUGAAAAUUUUGAUUUGAGAUCAAAUAUCACACAGUACAAUAUUAUUCCUUUCACUGAGGCUUCUAUAAGAUUAAAGGCCAAUUUCACUGGGAAGAAAUAUGUAAAUAUCAUUGCGAUUAAUAACGCCAUGGAAGCGUCAGGUGUUGCUUGUUCAGAUGGUAUAACAAGAGAUAACACGUCACCAGAAUUGCAAAAUGUACGGCUUAAAUAUGGCAAAUGGUCAGAGUCUUUAUUUUGUACAAUGGGCAAUGCCUGGCUCUUUAAAUCAGAUCUGACGAAAAUGAGUUUACCAAAUACCACUUUAUGCAACCUGCGAUGUAAGAAAGAUCAUAUAGGGUUAGAUAUAUUCAAUGCGCUUCCUAUAAGUGAAACAUACAACAAUGACAAGAGUGUCGCUGAAUUUAUGUGCAAAAGGCUUCCAAUGUACGAUGCCAACAACGUGAUCUUUCUCCCUGAUGACCAUCUUUACAUUUCUUGGGAUGUAAAUGAGACUGGUAGUCAAAUUGAAGAUUAUUAUGUCGGUUUUGGCCUUGCAAACGGCAACAUAACUUUAGCAUCUAUUAUGGAUUAUAAAUCCACCAACGGAAGGAGUUAUUUUAAAAUGAGACACAUCGGUGUCGGAACUGGUAUUUUAUUUUACGUAUAUAUCAAAACUGUGAACAAAGCAAAGAUUGAACAAAUCACAGAAAUAGGUCCUAUACUUAUUGAUGAAACACCUCCAAUUUUUAGUAAAAAGCCAACCAUUCGCAUUGGUACUGAUGCGGUAACGAUUGGUUGGGACAGAAAUACUGUUUACGAUCUUGAGCAAAGCAGUCCAAUCAAUCAGAUGUUUUUUCAAAUAGUUCACGACGCUUAUGUUGAAUCUCCUAUUAUGGAAUGGCGGUUUGAUGAGAAGAAUUCCUGUUCAAAUUUUACCGGAGGGUGUAUCACUUAUCCAUUAAAAAGGCUGCAACAGAUUGACACAGACCAAGGAUCAAAUUUUUCAAUUAAGGUUUUUGCAUAUAACGACGCUGGGCACUUUGCAACAGAAAUAACAGAACCAUUUAAGAUUCCUUCACAAUAUCCACCCGGCCACGCGAUAGUUAAAGAUGUUGACCCUUUUGGUCAUACGAAAACGCAUAUAAUGGAUGUGGAUGUUCAUUUUACUGCAAAUAAACUUUGUACUGAAUGGAGUGGCUUUGCACACCACGAACAUGUUGCCAUAGAAAUCGGUGUAGGAACAAAUAACGUGACUGCAAAUGUUAUCCCAUAUCAGGCCACAAAUGGUUCAAAUGUUGCAUGCAUUCAAUCUAGGGCAAUUGUCUUCAAUAUAAAGUACUUUAUUCUAUUGAGAGCUACUUGCUCUGGCGGAGAAACUAUUUCUAGCUCAAAUGGAGUCACCAUUUUAAAUGAAACAAAUUUAACGGAAAAUUUUAAAAUUUGCAUUUGGGCAGAUUCAUUCAAUACGGAAUGGAUUAAACAAUUACCACAAAAUUCAUCGCAAGUAAACUUCUGUGCUUCCAGAAAUCUCGAGCUUGGCCAAAGAUCCACUCUUAUUAUAAAUGGCGUGAAUAGAAAUACUUCCGUAAAAGAGAAUCAAUAUCUGUAUAUAGACGGCAUUGAAUAUUUCAAUAGCAGCAUGAAAGUGGACACUAUUAUUGUAUCAGUCGAAGAGAAGCCAUGCAUAACAAUUUAUAAUGAGAUGUUUCGAAAUAUAUCUGUCGAAACGUAUCACAAUUCCGCUGAUUGGAAAAGGUUUAUUAAAGGAACAAAUACAUUUCCCGUUUCAUGGAACUCCCACGAAAACAAUUCUAUUCUCCGCCAUUUAAGAUAUAAAAUAGCUUUAAGCAAACUAAGUGACGCUUUGCAGAACACACAAACAUACAAAGUUAUUACGGAUUGGACAAAUGCAGAUAGAAACUCAUCUCAUGUCAUUCAUACUCAUUCACUUUCCCAGAGUAGUGAAUACGCCAUACUUAUAAAGAUAUGUACCUCAAAUAGAUGUAUCGGCCAAAUUGUUUCCAAGACAUUUAAAAUAGAACAGUCAAUAGAAGCCGGACGAAUAAGGUCAUUUAACCUGGAGCUGAGCAAUAAAAAAUCGUGUAUUGGUAUUAAUCUUGAGUGGGAAAUGUUCCGAGCAAAGAGUAAUAUUUCAGUGUAUCAGUGGUCAAUUAGCAAAGAUAAAGAAGCAAAUGAUGUUCUGGCGAUAUGGAGAACUGUAUCUAACAACGAAGAUUCGGUUUACAAGGUAUCUAUGUGUAUAGAAGUACCCGUUCUCAGGCAUUCUACAUUAUACCUAUGUGUAAGAGCAUUUUCUACAGCUGGGAACACCAAAACAAUCUGUCAGACAGCUUCAGUUGUUGUGGAAGCUGAAUUCGAUACAAAUACUUUAUAUGACAUAGAUUCAUCAUUGCCGUCAUGGAAAAUAAUCAAAGAGAUGAUACAUAGUUCAAACAUAGGAAGCAAUUAUGCAGUAUUGCACAAUUCAGAAAUGGACUUUGGGAAUACGAAUACAUCAGUUGUAGGGAUAAUUAUGUAUGCAACAGAAAGGAAAGUAAACUGGUUUCUGAUGAAACACAAACACGUGCCGGAUUUUAAUCAGUGCGAAAAGGAUUCUGAUUGUGUCUUUACAACACAAACACAAAACGGAUUUGUCUUGUUUGACAAUAAAGUAAUUGAGAAAAAUUCGUUUUAUUACACAUGCGCGUAUUCAAAUGCAAGCUCUGUUUCGCGUGAAUUAUUCACAGAAAUGUUCUCCGAGAUUCGUGUUUGUAGUAAUGGCUUCAUUAUUGAUGACACUCCACCGUUUGGUGGACAUGUAACUGUAUUACACUCUGGCGGGUUUAUAACCAGACGCGGGGAACUGAACAUCUACUGGAGUGGUUUCGAUGAUAACGUAGAUACAGCCCAACUUGGUUAUGUGGAUAGAAUAAAAUUCUAUUCUUGUGCAGUCGGAACAAGACCCGGUAGCGAAGACAUUGUACAGUACAUCGAUGUUGGAAACACACAACAUGCGGUUAUAAGAAAUUUUUACUGUUGUAGAUGGAAAUGUUAUAUAUGCUUCAGUCAAAGCAACGGACCAUGCUGGACUUUCACGUGUCGUAUAUUCAAACGAGAUGACUGUCGACAGUUCGCCACCUGUGUCGGGCAAAAAAGUAUAAAUGCAGACUCUGAGUACAUCAGUUCAAAAUUGAUUGAAAUAAGUCUCAUUGGUUUCUCUGACGAUCAAAGCGGUAUAGAAUAUUUUGAAGUCGCAUUUGGGUCAGAUGAAUACUUAGAAGAUGUUCAAACGGGAUCAAAGUAUUUAUCAGACAAUAUCGAAGUAGACUUACCGGAAAACAUGCAUGACGGACAUAAGUAUUUCAUUACAGCAAAGGCCACGAAUAGAGCAGGGUUAUCGUCAACAUCCGUGUCAAUGGUGAUAAUUCCUGAUCGAUCCGCUCCUACAGGGGGAAUCGUUAUUGACGGAGACGGAGACAGGCUGUUCUACAAAGACCAAGAUUUUCAAAAGGAACUAGGAUAUAUUCAAGGUCACUGGAAAGGUUUCAACGACCCACAUAGUGGUGUUAACUUUUAUAGAGUUGGUCUUGGUACCAAACGAUACCAUGAUGAUGUUGAAGGAAUGAUGGACGUCGGUCUUCACACAGAUAUUAUAUGGAAUGGUACAUACGAAGUUGGGAAAAAGUAUUUUCUUACGGUAGAAGCAUGCAAUGGUGCAAAACUGUGUCUGUCAGUCUCGUCAGAUGGUAUUUUACUGGAUAACUCACCUCCUAUACAUGGUAUUGUCAAAGUUGGCACCGGGGUACAGCAUCAAAAAUACGUUCCGACAGGAGAAUCCGUGCAUAUCCGAUGGGUUGGUUAUGAAGACCCACAGUCAGGUAUAGAUCAUUAUGAGUAUUGCCUAGGAACUAAGCCUUUAUUAUGCGAUGCGUUAUCAUUUCAACCUUGCUUACUCGAGUCUAGCAUUAUUAAGACUGGAUUAAAUCUAACACAUGGCGACUCAUAUUAUGCAUCUGUGAAAGCUUUUAACAGAGUUGGAUUGAGCGUUACAACCGUCUCAGAUUCCUUUACAAUUGAUAAUACACCGCCUGUGAUAAUAGAAAACCGACAUUUAAUACCGAUGAUGGCAGGAUUAGAGGCCCAAUGGGAUAGAUCUGUGUUAAAAAUUACCUGGAAAUUUAUUGAUGAUGAAAGUAAAAUUGCCUUUCACAUAAUCACAUUGAAAACUCAUCACGAAGGACAUACACCUGUAGAGCAUAUGCAUUUAGGUAAUGUUGAUUCAUUGACAAUAGGUCUUAAUGAGACCAAUUGGCUUCAUAACGGAGAUAAGUAUUUCGUUCUCAUUACAAGCUGUAACUCUGCUGAACUUUGCACGGCAAGCCAAUCAGAAAAUCUACUUAUAGAUUCUUCUCCACCUCACCAAGGAGGUUUCAAGCCACCAAUGACAUGGCGUCAUUUUAUUGAUGCAUCAAGUCAUGCCAGAUCUAAAAUUAUGAUAACAUGGUAUGGCUUUGUUGAUGCAGAAUCAGCUAUAGAUACGUAUUUCUUAACGGUUAGUCGAAGUUAUAGUGGGGAUGAGCUUUCCGGUGGAACUAUAGCUAGACUUUGUCAAACAAAGGAAUUUCUAAAAACAUGUCCGGUGUGUUUAGAAAUUCAAAAACAUUCGUGCGACAUACACUACUGUAACAAAGAUUGCACAUGCGCAGUUCUUGGCAGCCCGUUUUUUAAUUAUCCAGAGAUAGAUGUCUUUGGUGGACUUAACAGUAACCGUCGGGACAUUACGGAGUCAUCAGCUUGCCUGUCUGCUCAUUGGAUACCACAGGGUGACGAUAGUAUGAUUCAAAGAUACGAGUGGAGCAUGGGUAUCAUGAAUGAACCUGUUGGUGUAGGAAUAUUAGACUUAAAAUCUGAGACACCGUGGAAAGAUGUUGGAAAACAGGUAGAAACAGUUUACUGUGUAUCCACAAGCUCGGGUCUUCAGCAUGACAUUGACUACCAAGUUUAUGUCAGGGCUUGGUAUACUUGGAAUACAUUUGCGGUUUUUGUUUCUCCACCGAUCCGCAUUGACCACACACCGCCCCACCAUGCAAAAGGGAAGAAUAUCAAAGAUUCAGAUGGAACAUGUUUAUUUGAUUUUGAUGUAAUUGACUGGAUGGAUUCAAUGACUGCUUGUUGGGAUAAAGUUUUUUGCCGAUUCACAGGGGGAAAAAUAAUCUAUUAUACAGUUUCAUUGGGAACCACAAUAAACGGGAGCGACAUAUACGAAGUGAAAAAUGUUGGACUUGCAACCAAUAUUACAGUAUCGAAUCUAAAGCUUUCUCAUGGAACCCAUUACUACUUUACCGUCACAGCUUACAAUAGCGUUGGUUUGCAUACAACAUUAUGUUCGGAUGGAUUCCUCAUAGAUAUGGAUACACCAGUUACAGGUGUAGUCUUCAACACAGACAAUCAUUUAGAUUCUGUUUUCCAAUCAUCAAAAACAUCAUUUGGUAUAUCUUGGCACGGCUUUGUUGAUCGUCAGUCUGGCGUUCAGUCCUAUUUUGUUGCAGUUGUUGACAAUUCUGUUACUAAUUACACAAAUGUAACAUUUUUAGAUGUUAAACUGAAAAAUAAGCAUGUCUUUCACGAUAUUGAUCUUCAACACGGAAAGUUAUAUAAGGGCCUUGUAAAGGCUGUAGAUAAGGCAGGACAUUCAACAGAUGCGGUAUCUUCAAAACCAAAAUUAAUUGAUGAAACGGCGCCAAGAUCAUUCGAAUGUGACCAAUAUCAAAACCAAAGAAUUUUACUACAUGAGAAAAUACCAUCUACAAACGGUACAAUAUCGUUCAGCAGAAAUAUGAGCAGCAAUAGAAAUUACAUUUUGAAAGGAAUUCUCACAGGUUCUUCAAGAUCAAUUAAACCAAUAUUAUCAUUUGGUAGAAACUCUCAUUAAGUUGCCAGUAACUAUAAAUAACAAUAACACGGUUGAAUUCCAACAUGACUUUAUAUCAAAUUAUUUUGGGAUUGUUCUAUUUGAAAUAUCUGGACUUGAAGCCUUGUCAUCGGAAACCAACUUCUCGAUUGAUAUUAAAUUGUCCAAGUGUAUCUUAGAUAAAAGGGGGAACGGUAAAGGCUUAACAGUCAGGCAAAUUGGUUCAUCAAAAUUAUUGGUGGACAUAAAGAUUGUAGAUGAAGACAGUUCACUUUACAAGGUUCAGUUAGGACUCGGAACCUCUCCAGGUGGAUUUCAGAUAAAACCAUUAACAGUGGUACAUGUGGAUUCAAGCAGAUAUAUUGACGUGGACGUUCAAAAUGGCGCUAACAUAUAUGGUACUGUACUGGCAGAAAACCAUGCUGGAUUAAAAUCAGUUUUUAAGUCAGCACCGAUAACAAUGGAUAAAACACCGCCUUUGAUAUCACAAAUCCAACAUAAAUUGACAGCUAAUUCUCUUAAAGUCAGUCAAUCAAAUACAACGUUUCGACUUCAAGUAAAAUGGGAUGUCACAGACAAAGAAAGUGGUGUGAAAUAC